AUGUUUAUCAAAAUAUUUCAAGUACUUUUUCUUAUAUCAACUAUUGCUGCUGGUAUGUCACCGGAAGAAAAAGCUCAACUUCGUUUACAAGUUAUCGAUAUGUUUAAACAUGGUUUUGGCUCCUAUAUGAAAUAUGCUUAUCCUGCUGAUGAAUUAAUGCCAUUAAGUUGUAAAGGCCGAUAUCGUGGUUCAGAACCUUCUCGAGGAGAUAUUGAUGAUCCUCUUGGAAAUUUUUCUUUAACACUUGUUGAUAGUUUGGAUACAUUAGCGGUGCUUGGAAUGUUCGAUGAAUUUGAACGUGCUGUUCGUCAAGUUAUUCAACAUGUAUCAUUUGAUCGUGAUGUUGUUGUUUCUGUUUUUGAAACCAAUAUUCGUAUGAUUGGAGGUCUUCUCGGUGGUCAUAUAUCAGCAAAAUACAUUAAUUCACAUCAUCCAUUACGUUUAUCUUGGUAUCGUGAUGAAUUAUUAGUAUUAGCUCAUGAUUUAGGACUUCGUUUAUUACCUGCAUUUAAUACAACAAGUGGUUUACCAUUACCACGUGUUAAUCUUCGUUAUGGUAUUGAUUUAACAUUAUCAAAAAGUGAACGUGAACGUUUUACAUGUACGGCAUGUGCUGGUACAUUAAUAUUAGAAUGGGCAACAUUAUCACGUUUAACAGGAAAUUAUUUAUUUGAACAAUAUGCUGAUCGUGCUAUGUCGUAUUUAUGGGAAAGACGACAUCGACAAUCAAAUUUAAUGGGUACAAUACUUAAUGUUCAUUCAGGGGACUGGAUUGUACGUGAAUCAGGCAUUGGUGCUGGUAUUGAUUCAUAUUAUGAAUAUUUAUUUAAAGCCUAUGUUUUAUUAGGUGAAAAAAAUAAUGAUUAUUUAUCUCGUUUUCAACAACAUUAUUCAUCAAUAAUGUCUUAUGUUCAACAAGGUGUUGCUAUGGUUAAUGUACAUAUGCAUCAACCAUAUCGUUUAGCUAAAAAUCAUAUGGAUGCUUUAUUAGCAUUUUGGCCUGGAUUACAAGUUAUGACAGGAGAUUUAAAACCGGCUAUUGAAUUACAUGAAAUGCUUUAUCAAGUUGUUAAAAAACAUAAUUUUUUACCAGAAGCUUUUACAACAGAUUAUAGAAUACAUUGGAAUUCACAUCCAUUAAGACCUGAAUUUGUUGAAUCAACAUAUUUUCUUUAUAAGGCUACUGGCGAUCCUCAUUAUCUCGAAGUUGGUCGUACAAUAAUAACUAAUUUAGAAAAACAUGCUCGAGUACCAUGUGGUUAUGCUGCUUUAUCUGAUGUUUCUACUGGUCAACAUGAAGAUCGUAUGGAUUCAUUUGUAUUAGCUGAAACAUUUAAAUAUCUUUAUUUAUUAUUUGAUUCUAUUCCACAUCGUUAUAUUGAUAUAGAUCAAUUUAUAUUUACAACUGAAGCACAUCUUUUACCACUUAAUUUAUUAUUAUUUAAAAUAAAUGAUACAUUAAGAGAAGAAUUUGAUAAAAAAACAAUAUUAUCAGCACGUCUUUAUGAACAAAAAAAUCUUUCAUUAACAGAACGAUUAAAUGAAAAACGAGCAAAAAAUAAUCAAUGUCCAGCUUUCGAUGAUCAAUUUCAAUCACAUCAAUAUAAAGAACAAUUAAGACGAAAUAUUCGAGGUGAUCAAGAUAUGACAGAAACAGUAACAAUAUCAUCAACUGGAAUUGAAAAACGAAUGAGAGAAUCACGCAAUCGUUUGAAAGCUUCGGAAUUUUCCGCCGGAGAUCCUCAACAUGUAGCUCAACUUACACAAAUGGGAAUUCAAAUUCAAACAAUGGCUGAUGGCCGUAUUCAAUUGAUUCAUAAUUCAGCUAAUGCUGCAUCAAAUGAAGAUGCUGACGAUGGUCUUAUUUUUAUACAAGAAAUGAUAGAAUUGAUGAAAAAUAUCAAUGGAAUAGGUCCAUCAUCAUUAGAAAAUAAAAAUCAUUUACCAUUAGCUGUUAUUCCAUUAGUAACUCCACCAUUAACAAAACUAGUAAGUUUGACUGUUGGUUCUGCUCAAUUUGGUAAACAAUUACAUGGAAAAUUAGGAAUAUUUGCUCAACUAUAUGUUGCUCAGCCAUUUUCUGGUUGUUCACAAGUAUUCGAUCCAUAUCAUCUAUAUUCACGCAUUGCUAUUGUUCGUCGUGGUGAUUGUAUGUUUAUUGAAAAAGCUCGUCAAUUAGAAUCUAUUCAAGCUAUUGGAGGUAUUGUUAUUGAUCAUAAUGCAUCAUUAAAAUCAUCAAAUGGUGCUCUAUUUUCUAUGACGGGUGAUGGAAAUAAUAAUGUACAUAUUCUACUUGUAUUAAUGUUUAAAGAUGAAGCCUUUCAAUUAUUACAUCUUCUAUCAAAACAACCAAAUUUAAUUGUUUAUAUUGGUGAAGAAAAACAUUUAAAAGAAAGUUUUUAUCAACAAAUGGAAAUUUUAGAAAGUUUUCUAGAACCUUUUAAUCAAACAAGUAAAAAAUUGGUUUAUGGAGAAAUUGAAUUUUUUAAAAAGAAAUAUUUAUGUCCAAUUGUACCAAUGAAAUUAAAACAAUUAGAAUUAGCUAUUCAUCAAGAAAAUGAACAUGUUGAAACUGAUAUUAUCAGCAAAUAUCCAAUUAUUCAACUUGAACAUGUUAUUGAAGCUAACGAAAAUAAAUCUGCUGAAGAAAUAACUUCUGAACUGUUCAAUAGUCUUAAUAUAACAGCAGCAAGUUUCGGUGGUCAAUUAAAUAACAUUGAUACAUAUCGUUCAGCACUUGAUAAAAUAAUUCGAACAGCUCUUGCUAAUGCUGCUAAUGAAUCGUUUAAGUCAAAUAUCACUAUCGAACAAGAACAACAAAUUGAGAUUCCUGUUGAAAUUAUUACAACAACUAAAGAAGAAAAUCAACAACAAACAACAACGACAACACGAACAACUGACACUCGAGAAUAUACAGAAAAAAGAUCAAAAAUAAAAGAUAUAAAUUAA
Rotaria sp. Silwood2 is the source of this 2949-nucleotide messenger RNA. The record is from the annotation of a GenBank genome assembly. NCBI's taxonomy places the organism in Eukaryota, Metazoa, Rotifera, Eurotatoria, Philodinida, Philodinidae.